CCAUGAUUUCUAUCCUGUACAUAGAUAGUGAUAUAUUAGUCACUCUGGAUCCAAGAUGUUGAUUCUCUUUCUUUUUGCAUUUUUCUAGCUCUGAGCUCCAUCCAAUUUGCAAUAAAUCUAUUGUAAGGCAUGAAUUUGAUGAUAUGACUCAGACUAGGGGUGAGAGAGCCUCUUUAGCAGAAGAUGGUGAGUCCAGUUACAGCAAAGGAUUUGAUAUGACAUACAGUGAAUUUGAUUAUGACUUUUGCAAUGAAAUAACAGAUGUGACUUGCUCCCCAAAGCCGGACGCGUUCAACCCAUGUGAAGAUAUCAUGGGACACAAUGUUCUCAGAGUCUUGAUAUGGUUUAUUAGCAUCCUGGCUAUCAUGGGUAAUAUUGUUGUACUGGUGAUCCUAAUUACUAGUCAGUACAAACUCACAGUACCCCGGUUCCUUAUGUGCAAUCUGGCCUUUGCUGAUCUCUGCAUUGGAAUCUACCUGUUGCUCAUAGCAUCAGUGGACAUCCACACCAAAAGCCAGUACCACAACUACGCGAUUGACUGGCAAACAGGAGCAGGCUGUGAUGCUGCCGGUUUCUUCACUGUCUUCGCCAGUGAGCUCUCUGUCUACACUCUGACAGUCAUCACACUGGAAAGGUGGCACACCAUUACCCACGCCAUGCAGCUCAACUGCAAGGUGCAGCUCCGCCAUGCUGCCAGCAUCAUGCUGGGAGGCUGGGCCUUUGCUCUUACAGUCGCUCUUCUUCCCAUUGUUGGAAUCAGCAGCUACAUGAAGGUGAGCAUCUGCCUGCCCAUGGAUAUAGAAAGCCUAGUGUCACAGCUCUAUGUCAUAUCUCUCCUUGUGCUCAAUGUCCUGGCCUUUCUGGUCGUUUGUGGCUGCUAUACACACAUAUACCUCACAGUGAGAAACCCCAACAUUGUGUCUUCUUCAAGUGACACCAAGAUUGCCAAGCGCAUGGCCAUGCUCAUCUUCACGGACUUUCUCUGCAUGGCACCCAUCUCCUUCUUUGCCAUCUCUGCUUCCCUCAAGGUGCCCCUCAUCACUGUGUCCCAUUCAAAGAUCCUCCUGGUUAUGUUCUAUCCCAUCAAUUCCUGUGCCAACCCCUUCCUCUAUGCCAUCUUCACCAAGAAUUUUCGCCGGGAUUUCUUCAUUCUGCUCAGCAAGUUUGGCUGUUAUGAAAUGCAAGCCCACAUUUAUCGAACAGAAACUUCAUCUGUUUUCCACACCUCUCACCCAAAGAGUGACCACUGUCCCCCAAGUCACAAGACUACCAGUGGCUCCAAUUAUAUCAUUCCCCUAAGCCAUAUAGCCCAGAAGUAACAGCACAGUGCGCAGGUGGAUCUGAGUGUUGAAUAACUAUUAAGACUUAUCUCUGUAGAAAAUCCAUGUGAUGGAGGGGAGGGGAUGUGAAACUCUGGUGGUAUCAAUUGUGUGGAAUUGUAUCCCUCUUAUCCUACAGUCUUGUUAUUCUUUAUUAAAUCUGUUUAUUUUUUAAGAAAAAAAAUACCUGUGAUAACUGGAAGACACUUCUACAGGAAUAUUUUUGUCAUACCUGUUUGGCAAAAUGGUCAGGAAUUAUUAAUUCCAUGUAAUAGUUUAGUAAAAGUAUUCCAUGUAAAAGUUCAAUUAUACAGGCAGGCCUGGAGCUCUUUUUACAGUUUUUGUGAAAGAGGAAACCAAGAAUCAAAUACUCAACUGGCCAGUUCAAAAUUAGUUGCCAUUCAAGAGGAGUAAUGUUUAAGGGUUCUGACUCCUAGAGAAGUAAGUAGCACAUUACUCAUUCAUUCAUUCAUUCAACAAAUAUUCAUUUAUUUCUCUCCUUUUGAACUAAUACCUGAGACUAUUCCUUAGCUCUUUUCACCCAUGAUGUAGCACUCAUCCCAUUGUAUCAUAUUGUUCCUGGCAAGUCACUAUGCUUCUCUUACUUUCAUUAAUGGCCCCAUCUGGAUAAUCUUUAUUAAUCUAUGGCAAAUCUUCACCAAGCACUGUACUAUGACCAGCUCACAAAGCUCUUGAGAAUCUAAUAAGAGUGGUCUCUUUCUGUGUUGAAACCAACCUUUUUUCCUCUUGCUCGAUGCACAAAAUUUCAAUAGUUGGUCCCAGAUGUAUUAAGGACAACUUGGUGUGUUAGAGUAAAAAGUGAUCAUCUCUGGCCCCUAGACUGACACUACCUUGAACUAUUGUGAGCACUGAAUAAAAAACAGAAACAAUAUCAUUGAA
Molecule: messenger RNA, 2219 nt
Organism: Erinaceus europaeus (western European hedgehog)
Lineage: Eukaryota; Metazoa; Chordata; Mammalia; Eulipotyphla; Erinaceidae
Product: follicle-stimulating hormone receptor-like
Exons: 1
Coding region: 144-1319 (391 amino acids)
Biological process (GO): follicle-stimulating hormone signaling pathway; male gonad development
Cellular component (GO): membrane
Molecular function (GO): G protein-coupled receptor activity; follicle-stimulating hormone receptor activity
Source: RefSeq, a predicted model, not a curated record